AUGAUUGUAGAGCUUUGUCUGCUUCUAAGAAUCGUGUUAAAUGAAAACCUAAACCUGGCUCGUCUGUCCGUUACUACUUGUGAAGGUACCAAAGAGCCCGUGGAGGAAAUUCAAUCAGUACAAAAUUUCAAGAUGCCCUCAAAAGACUAUCCUUCGACUCCGAACACAUGGGAAAUAAAUCCAAAUUUAAAUUCAAUGUGGGCUUACCGCCCAGCUCCUGCUGCACAACACCCCGGUGAUCAAAUGGCGCGUACGGUGUUGGUGAGAUCCCCUAAAUCGCUAACUAAACUAGCCAAAUCAUUAACACUGGGAUAUGAUCCAUAUUUUGAGAAGGACUUUUUCGAACCGUUUGAAAGACGACAAAGGCCGGUGACUCUUGUCGGAUUUAGGAAAAAUGGAUUUUUACCGCGAAUUCACAUUAAGGGUGCAACGGGGAAUACGGGUGAAAUAGCAGAACUCCAGUCUCCUUUUAAUGAAAUCAGCAGUUUUUGGCAGGAAGAACAUGAAACACUGCGUAAAUAA
Molecule: messenger RNA, 522 nt
Organism: Parnassius apollo (apollo)
Lineage: Eukaryota; Metazoa; Arthropoda; Insecta; Lepidoptera; Papilionidae
Source: the annotation of a GenBank genome assembly